This is a messenger RNA of Dermatophagoides pteronyssinus (European house dust mite), 1723 nucleotides long. It is a transcript of the gene CtsK1, whose product is annotated as C1 family peptidase 26-29-p. The record is from RefSeq and is a predicted model, not a curated record. Gene Ontology annotation, biological process: proteolysis. Gene Ontology annotation, molecular function: cysteine-type peptidase activity. Lineage: Eukaryota; Metazoa; Arthropoda; Arachnida; Sarcoptiformes; Pyroglyphidae.
AUCAAUUUUUUUUUGUUGAAAAUGAUGACGCCAUUUUUGUUCAUUGUUCUAUGUGUUCCAUUGGUUUUGGCGGAAAAACCACCCCCUACGCCAACAUUUAGUAAAAAUUAUAUAAUAAAUGGACGAAUUUUCUUGCCAUAUGCUGAAAUCGAUGAACCAUUUACAGCCUAUUAUGAUGAAUUGGCUAACAAAAGUCGUAUCGAUUAUUAUGGGGAUUUACAAUUGACUGUACAGCGAGCUGAUCUGGGACAAUUUUAUAAAAUUGCCUACAUGGUCGGUUCGAAUCAACAAACUGGUCGUGUUUGUUUCAAUAUGGAAGCAUCACCAAUAUCACCAGUAACUGUUCAAUCAGUUUUACCUGAUUUAUCUCAAUUUCAAUUUAAACAACGUGGUAUUUGUAAAAAAAUGGCUAAAAAUCUACCAACAUUAACAUUAACAUCGGAAUAUUGUGAAGAAUGGGAAUAUCGUGUUCAACUUGGUGAAAAAGAUAAUAAAUAUGUUUUCAUAUUGAAACGUGAUUCGCAAGGAAAUGCUAUACCAAUUUUCUACCUAAUGAUGGGAUAUGAUAGUUUAAUGAGUUCGCAUUAUGAUAAAUAUGAAGUUCUCUAUGAAUCAUAUUCAACCGCAAAGAUUGAUUCGAAAAUUUUUGAUAUCUAUCAAAAAUAUGAUUGUAGAGGUUUCCCUGGACCAGGUAUUAAACAAUCUGUUGCAAUGAUGAAUCCAAUGCGUGAAUUUAUACUCAAUGAUUAUGGUCAUGUUGACGAACAUUUUAAACAAUUUAUUGAAAAACAUUCUAAAAAUUAUACCAAAGAAGUCAACUUUAGACGAUUUAUUUUCCUACAAAAUUAUCGUUUUAUUCAGGCACAAAAUCGUAAAAAUAUACAUUAUCAAUUGGCUGUUAAUCAUUUGGCCGAUCGUACGGAUGAAGAAAUGAGUCGUAUUCGUGGCAAAAUUCAGGUUACAAAUGUAGAUAAAAAUGGAAUUUUGUUCGAUAAAAGCCAUUAUGAUACUUCUAAGUUACCGAAUCAAUGGGAUUGGCGUUUGUUAGGUGCUGUAACACCUGUCAAAGAUCAAGCUAUUUGUGGUAGUUGUUGGUCAUUUGGUGCUACCGGUACGAUUGAAGGACAAUAUUUUGUUAAAACUGGCCAUUUGUUGAAAUUAUCACAACAACAAUUGAUUGAUUGUAGUUGGACAGAGGAUAAUAACGGAUGUGAUGGCGGUGAAGAUUUUCGUACAUAUAAUUACAUCAUGAAGGCUGGUGGUAUUGCUACCGAAGAAGAUUAUGGCCAUUAUUUAGGUGUUGAUGGUAAAUGUCAUGAUAAAAAUGUUAAAAAAUCUGUAAAAAUUAAAGGUUUUUACAAUGUAACCAUCGGUGAUGUUGAUGCAAUGAAAGUUGCAUUAUAUUAUCAUGGACCAGUUACCGUUGCCGUGGAUGCAUCACAAAAAACAUUUACAUUCUAUUCAAAUGGUAUAUAUUAUGAUCCAAAUUGUAGUUCGAAAAAUCUUGAUCAUCAAGUUUUAGCUGUUGGCUAUGGUGAAUUGAAUGGACAAAAAUAUUGGCUGAUCAAAAAUUCUUGGUCAACUUAUUGGGGUAAUGAUGGUUACAUAUUGAUCAAUCAGAAAAAUAAUGAUUGUGGCGUUCUCACUGAUGCCACUUUUCCAUUGAUAGAAUGAUGAUUAUUGAAAUCAAUAUUUGUAAUUUUGAAACAAUUUCUAUAUUUUA